UGUAUCCGUCAACUCUCGAUGCACUUGUUUCUUCGAUUUUGAAUUCUGUUCUUGCAAAAACAAGUGAUAAAUGUUAUCAAAAAUAUAAGAGAUAUGAUUGUGUACAUAUCAGUUCAUUAAGCUAUUGCUUCUUUCUGAUUUGGAAUCGAAUGUAAGAUAGCUUACGGCAAACAUUGGAUCAGCAGGCGAAUAGAGGAAUUUUUACAUCUGGCACUACAUGAGGGAGUAAAGCGAUUAGUGCAGUCGUCAACUAAACGUCAAAACGUGCGGUGGAUUCGACUGCAACCAAGAAACCAAAUUUCGUUGUGUCGUAAAAUUCGUGUAUAUUUUCCUUAUAGAGUUUGGAUCAAAAUGGCUAAAUAUUAUGAAAAUUCGACUGUUUACAACUAUACAUGGGAACAGGUAACCCAAUGUUUCUGGAACCGGUAUCCAAAUCCGUUCAGUUCGCACGUACUAUCUGAAGACACUGUCUGUAGGGAAUUGCGAAAUGGUAAUCUACACAGCAAACGGCUACUAACAAAAACUAAUCGUGUACCAAAAUGGGGGGAACGAUUUUUCAAGGCUAAAUCCGUCCACAUAGUCGAAGAGUCAAUAAUCGAUCCGAAGGAGAAAGUUCUCAUUACUUACACUAGGAAUAUCGGAUUCAAUAAAAUCAUGAAUGUUGUUGAGAAAGUCACCUAUCAAUCUGUUCCGGAUCAACCGGGUAAGACAAUUGCCAUCCGAUCAGCCUGGAUCGACUCUUCGGUGUUUGGGUUUGCUACCGCAAUACGCGCGUUUGGAUUAGACCGAUUCAAGAAGAACUGUAUGAAAACCGUUGACGGUUUCAACUACGUACUACAGCACAUGUUCCCAGCCCAUCCUUCGUCAUUGGUCCCUGCUCACAACCCACACCUUUCUAAGGCUCAGAAAAUCAAGGAAGCCGCAAAACAUGCUACGGACCACGUUAAGGCCCAGGCCGAACACUUAGUGCAUAAUCUUUCCGUAAAAGGUUGAACCAAGCCCCCCUAGUGGGGAAGAAUGUUGAUCCUGUUCAGAUACAUUCAUUAGUACAUAGAAACACUCGUUGUUACACUUCUUGAUAAGUCGGUUGUUAGUUAUUAUUCCGGCGUUUUUUUUUUCAAAUUGUGCAACAGCAAACUCUUAGGUCGAAACAAUGAGAGAAACAAGACAAAAAUGCUUGACGCUAGAUCUAGAAAGUUCUCUACUUUUGAACUUCUUUCAAGCAAAUUGCAAACUUUGAUUGCUAACACAAAUGAAAUGAGCGCAUCAUUCCACGCCAAACAAUUUUACAUCGCUGUGCUGAAACAGCCUAAGUAGUAGACGUGUUACAUAAUAAAAGUUAAAAAUCCUGAACACAUUACAUAUAAAGUAGAGUUCUCCAAUACCAUUACAAUAAGCAAUAGAAGCUUGAUUUUAAUAAUUUGAGAAAAAAGUUUAGUAUACCAAUAGUAAUCUUAGCAUCGUGUUAUGAACAGAAGUUCAACAAUGCGCCACCGUACAUAAAACUGUUAUAAAAAGUGGUUGCAGUUUUCCACAAGUCUAGAUAUGCAAAGCUUUCUUAUAGAAGUGUAAGUAAACCAUUUGUGGAUAGAAAAAUUUGUGGCCUACUUCGUUAGAUAAA
Molecule: messenger RNA, 1621 nt
Organism: Malaya genurostris
Lineage: Eukaryota; Metazoa; Arthropoda; Insecta; Diptera; Culicidae
Gene: prel
Product: protein preli-like
Exons: 4
Coding region: 352-993 (213 amino acids)
Biological process (GO): phospholipid transport
Cellular component (GO): mitochondrial intermembrane space
Molecular function (GO): phosphatidic acid transfer activity
Source: RefSeq, a predicted model, not a curated record